Molecule: messenger RNA, 4140 nt
Organism: Lampris incognitus (smalleye Pacific opah)
Lineage: Eukaryota; Metazoa; Chordata; Actinopteri; Lampriformes; Lampridae
Gene: nedd4a
Product: NEDD4 E3 ubiquitin protein ligase a
Exons: 29
Coding region: 225-2942 (905 amino acids)
Biological process (GO): regulation of dendrite morphogenesis; neuromuscular junction development; receptor internalization
Molecular function (GO): protein binding; ubiquitin protein ligase activity; sodium channel inhibitor activity
Source: RefSeq, a predicted model, not a curated record
GAGGAGGAUGACCGGAAGGAGUGACGACUUUAGUAAACUUCAUUCUUAAUUAAGAUGCUACCUGGUCUGGAUUAGUGCGGAGACGGUGCUGGCCUCGGAAACUCGCCGCUCGAGACGCUUUGAUGGUCAAAGCGAACGUUUAACUCGUGAGCGGGUUCGGUCCAGUUGGCGUCUUCUUCGGUGCUUUUUUCUUCUUCUUCUUUUCCUUGUGGAGAAGUGAAGACAUGGCCGGAGUUAUCCCCGAGAUCCGAGGACUUAUAAUGGACGAGGAGGAAUCCAGAAUCCUGAGAGUGAAAGUCAUUGCUGGAAUUAGCCUGGCUAAAAAAGACAUACUUGGAGCAAGUGAUCCAUACACAAGAUUAUCCCUCUAUGACCCUGUUAAUGGAGAGUUAACAAGCCUUCAGACUAAAACAAUAAAAAAGACACUGGACCCGAAGUGGAACGAAGAGUUCUAUUUCCGAGUUGAUCCCAGGAAGCAUCGCUUGCUGCUGGAGGUGUUUGAUGAGAACCGUCUGACACGUGAUGACUUCCUGGGCCAAGUGGACAUACCUCUACAUCAGAUACCGACAGAAAAUCCUAACACUGAGAGGCCGUACACAUUCAAGGAUUUUCUGCUUCACCCAAGAAGCCACAAGUCCAGAGUCAAGGGUCACCUUCGUCUCAAAAUGACCUACCUUCCCAAAGCCUCAGGCUCCGAGGAGGACACCGCAGAUCAGACCGAGGACUCAGAUCCUGGUUGGGAGUUUCUGGAGGGUCAGGACAUGUCGGGUCCCAGGCAGAACCAGCAGCUACCUGCCCUGCCUUCUGACUGGGAGGAAAGGCAGGACAACCUGGGAAGAACCUACUAUGUCAACCAUCGCAGCAGAACCACACAGUGGCACCGGCCCACAACACAAGACAAUGAAGUGGCGACAGGACAAGGACAGACUGUCGAUAUGGAGGCCCAGCAUGCUUUCAUUUCUCGGAGACAGAUCUCCGACCAUGAGGACGGCGACAGGCGAGAGUCUCCCGAGAGCUGGGAGAUCAUAACCGAGGAUGAGUCCACCUUGUACCACAGCAAUAAUCAGUCUUACACACCUCCGCCCCAGCCGCCUCUAGAGUUCCACUCCCUCUGUGAGGAGAUGGGUCGCCUGCAAGCGUCAGGAGCCUCGCCUGUCAAUCGACACACAACCCAGAUGAAUCACGCCAAUAGAUCAAGCCAUUCCAGUCGCAGAGGAAAUGCUCAUACCUCAGUUGAGGAACAUCCUGUUAAUCCUACGGUGCUACCGACCUCAGCUGGGCUGCCUCCUGGUUGGGAGGAAAAGCAGGACAGCAAAGGAAGGCACUACUAUGUCAACCACAACAGUCGAACCACGACGUGGACUCGACCCCUCAUUCAGAUGACUUCUGAGGCAGCAGCGGCAAAUGUUUUGUUCCAGAGCCCCGCCGUGCAGCACCCCUCGCCCAUAUCGCCAGAAGGCUCUCCUCAACACUCACCAGGCCCGGUGCCUAAAUAUGAAUGUGGCUUUAUGCCUGCUGGUUGGGAGGUACGCAGUGCUCCUAGUGGAAGACCCUUCUUCAUCGACCACAACACAAAGACCACUACCUGGGAAGACCCCAGGCUAAAGAUUCCUGUGCACAUGAGGAAGACGCCUUCACUCGACCCGGCCGAUCUCGGCCCAUUGCCGCCUGGUUGGGAGGAGAGGGUCCACAGUGACGGCAGAAUAUUCUACAUAGAUCACAACACCAGGACCACACAAUGGGAAGAUCCCAGAUUACAGAACUCGGCUAUAACUGGACCAGCCGUGCCUUAUUCCAGAGAUUAUAAACAGAAGUAUGAAUACUUCCGGAAGAAACUAAAGAAACCAGCUGACAUCCCCAACCGCUUUGAGAUGAAGCUGAGGAGGAACGCCGUUCUGGAGGACUCGUACAGACGCAUCCUGUCCGUCAAGAGAGCAGAUUUCCUGAAAGCUCGGCUCUGGGUGGAGUUUGAAGGGGAGAAUGGUCUGGACUACGGGGGCGUCGCCAGGGAGUGGUUCUUCCUCAUCUCCAAAGAGAUGUUCAACCCUUACUAUGGACUGUUUGAGUACUCUGCCACGGAUAACUACACGCUGCAGAUCAAUCCCAACUCGGGCUUAUGCAACGAGGACCACCUGUCCUACUUCAAGUUCAUCGGUCGUGUGGCCGGCAUGGCGGUGUACCACGGCAAGCUGCUUGACGCUUUCUUCAUCCGGCCGUUCUAUAAGAUGAUGCUCCAGAAGCCCAUCACCCUCGGGGACAUGGAGUCUGUGGACAGUGAGUAUUUCAACUCACUGAUGUGGAUUUUGGAGAAUGACCCAACAGACCUGGAUCUGAGGUUCACCAUCGACGAAGAACUGUUUGGACAGACGCACCAGCAUGAACUGACUCCGGGCGGCAUGGACAUAGUUGUCACCGAUGAGAACAAAAAGGAAUACAUCCAUCUUGUCAUGCAGUGGAGGUUUGUGAACAGGAUACUGAAGCAGAUGACGGCAUUUAAGGAGGGGUUCUUUGAGUUGAUACCUCAGGACCUUAUCAAAAUCUUUGAUGAAAACGAGCUGGAGCUGUUGAUGUGCGGUCUGGGAGAUGUGGAUGUGAACGACUGGAGAGAGAACACCAAGUAUAAGAACGGAUACUGUGCCAACCAACCAGUCAUCCAGUGGUUCUGGAAAACUGUUCUGCUGAUGGAUGCAGAAAAGAGAAUCCGGCUUCUGCAGUUCGUGACGGGCACAUCCAGGGUACCCAUGAACGGCUUUGCUGAACUCUAUGGGUCCAACGGGCCUCAGCUGUUUACCAUCGAGCAGUGGGGAACACGUGACAAACUGCCCCGAGCCCACACCUGUUUCAAUCGUCUGGAUCUUCCCCCGUACGAGUCGUUUGAGGAGCUGAGGGAGAAACUUCACAUUGCCAUUGAGAAUGCACAAGGCUUCGACGGAGUGGAUUAAGAGCUGGAUGUGGGUGGAGUUUGGUAAAGGUUAAAUCUGUUCUGUCGCUGUCAAUCUAAGGCGAAGCGGCGUGAUGUGGUUUAGCUGCUGAGAGAGCAGCACUUUGUCAGAGCCUGGCGGUAACCAGCCAGAAAGACACUCCCGGCCUUUCCUCUGGACUCAGUCUGAACGCCUGAGAUGGUCUGGAGGGAUCACCACUUCUUCUGUCAGUCCUUUUAUUUUGUGUUUUUGGAGUUUACAGAUCAGGGCUCUUCAUCUCACAUCGUGCGGUCCUCUAUGUGUUGACUCUGAAGGAUGUUUCGGUCCACUUCAAGUGCUUUCAUAAUGAACCUGCUUAAAUGUUCUGUGUUUUUUAUUCUAUAUAUGAGGAAGUAUCUCUUGAAGGCUCCUUUAACGUGUGGGAAUGCAUCAAGCCUAUCAGAACCAGUAGUCCAUGUAAGAUCACUUCAUGUCCCUUGUUUCAUUUGGGCUGAAAAGCGUCAGAAUAAAGAUGUAAAAGAUUUUUUAAUAUCAUUCUAGUUAUCGUUGCCUAAGAUUCUGUGUAGGAAAGGACUUCUACGUGAAACGGUGGCGUGUUUUAAUGCUGGAUGGUGGAUUUCUUAUUUCGCGACGAGUCGUGAAAACAUGUUUACACUGCCGGCCAUGUUUACAGGUCGUCGAUGAAGAAAAACCGUAUGAUGGGCUUUCCCUCGCCUCUAAGGACACGUUCAUUUUAUACAUACGCUUUUAUAAAGUGAAGCACUUUGUUCUUGUAGAUUAUGAGUCUUACUUUGCCGGCGUGUCGACUUGAGACCGCUUCGUUAGUCCGGCGGUAACGCUGAUCUGCUUCAGCCUGAAACGUUUCCCUGGAAACGAGCCCGUUCACCCCGCUCGUCGGCAUCCAGAUCGGACACAGAGGCCUUCAGUUUCAACCUGCCGUCAGGUUUCCGUUGCUUUGCAUAAGAACCUUUUCAGUAACCAACGCUGUCUAAUGAAGAAUAACUUGAUGAAGGACGCGUGAUGAUGGGUCACCUCCUGACUGCUGAUGUUGUACACAAAAUGUUGUCUUUACUGGAACUAACUAUGACACCUAUAAGUGCAUUUUACUUCAACUAAAAAUCGAUUACGUUUAAGUUGUGAAAUAUGAGUUUCAUGUUCUAAUUGCAUACCAAAGUGAACGAGAGUUUAUUCAAAAAAUAAAGAAGUUGUUAAACAGGUA